Messenger RNA from Olea europaea var. sylvestris, 2284 nucleotides. RefSeq names its product proton pump-interactor 1-like. The coding region runs from base 188 to 2056 and encodes 622 amino acids. Lineage: Eukaryota; Viridiplantae; Streptophyta; Magnoliopsida; Lamiales; Oleaceae. The transcript has 8 exons. The record is from RefSeq and is a predicted model, not a curated record.
AUUUUUGUAGUAACGUAAUCUACCCAUUUUUCUCCCCCAAAAGUCAGAGAUCUGGGUAUCUCUCUUCUCUCUCUGCGCGGUCUUGUCUAAAGGGGGUCCUAAAAAUCUCCGCCUUGGUUUUCUUGCCAAUUCCUUACCAGGUUCAAGAUUCUUUAAGAACCAUUUCUUGUAGAAUAUACUGAAAAUCAUGAGUUUGGAGGUCUCUGAAUCUAACUUGGCCGUUUCCGUGGUAACUGGAAAUGAAGAGAAGAUUUCUGUGGAAAAUGAUGACAAGAUGAACAUAAAAUUUGGGUCACAUACUAUGGAUGAGCCGGCCAAAGAAGAUGGAAAAAAAGUUUUGGAGGCCAACCUCCCGAACAACGCAGCUGAUGAGUGGCCUGAACCGAGUCAGAUCCACUCAUACUAUAUUGUUAAGUAUCGGUCUUUUGAAGACCAGAAUCUGAGGGGCAAACUGGAACUGACGGAGAAAGAGUUACAGAAAAAGAAUCAAGCUCGAUUCCAGAUCACUGAAAAAUUAAGGGAGAAACGGGCAGUUCGGGCCCAGGUAAUUUCCGAGUUAAGGUCUCUAAGUGUCGAGAACAAACAGUUUAGGUCAAUCAUGGAUGAGAAGAGAAGAGAAAUGGAACCUCUGCAGCAGGCUCUUGGCAAGUUGCGAGGUGCUCCUAAUGGAGGCAGAGAGAGGGGUUCGGUAAUAUGUUCUUCUGAGGAAGAACUCAACGAUGUUAUCAAAAGUUUACAAUAUCGCAUUCAGCAUGAAAGCAUUCCUCUCAGUGAAGAGAAGCAAAUCCUCAGGGAAAUUAAACAACUUGAAGGGACAAGGGACAAGGUCAUUGCAAAUUCUGCUGAGAGGGCAAGGAUCCAAGAUGCAUUGGGUGAAAAAGAAGUGAUUCAGGACCAAGUCAAACUUAUAGGUGUUGAUCUUGAUGGAGUUCGAAAGGAAAAGCAAGUGGUCAGUGUCAAGCUUAAGCAGCUUGAUGAAGAAAAAGCAUCUAUAGACAAAGACAUAAAUGUUUUACAGGAGGAGUUGACCGCAAUUACAGAGAAGAGAGACAAAACUUUUGAAACCAUUCAGGAAAUGAGGAAACAGCGUGAACAGGCGAAUGCCCACUACUACCAAAACCGUACACUACUGAUCAAAGCCAAAGAACUUGCAGCAAAGAAGGACGUUGAAGCCCUCAACGACCUCUCACAUACAGAGGUCGAAAAAUUCAUUUCCCUCUGCAGUAGUAAUAAGGCAUUCAGGGAUGACUACAAGAGGAGAGUGUUGCCAUCACUCGACGCGAGGCAAUUGAGUUCCGAUGGUCGGAUGAGGAAUCCGGACGAGAAGCCACUUAUGGCAGUCGAGGCACCGACUCCAUUCGAGACUCAGAUGAUUGUGAAAUCAAACGUGAAACAACCUGCUAAGGAGGAUUCCUUUCCUGUGGCACAACAUGAUACUUCUGUGCAAAAAGAUCAAACAGAAAAGAAUGCUCGAAAUAAGAAAGAAGCAAAUAAGAAAACCGAAAGCAUCGUGGACAAGAUUGAACUUGAAGACAGAGAUGUCUCUGGAAUACAUAAAUCGCAGAAGGAUGAUCCUUCUGAAGUUGAUGAGAUGAAAUUGAAGGAGAUGAAGCGAGAGGAAGAGAUUGCCAAGGCUAAGCAGGCAAUGGAAAGAAAGAAGAAAUUAGCAGAGAAAGCUGCUGCCAGAUCAGCAAUAAAAGCUCAGAAGGAAGCCGAGAAGAAGCUUAAGGACCGCGAAAAAAGAGAGAGAAAGAAGGCUGGGGCUGUUGUCUCUCAGGAUUCUGAGGAACCAACUGAAGCAGUUGCAGAAGUUGAUGAGCCAGAGAAGACGGAGGAAAAGGUUGUAAUCCCGGUCCUGCCAAAGAGCAAGGGAUGGAAAGAAAAUACCCCUAGGCAUAGAGCACGCCCGAGAGGUCCAGAUUCACUUCCAAAGGUUAUACUGAAACGCAAGAAGACAACUAACUAUUGGCUAUGGGCCGUCCCUGCUGUUUUGGUGGUUCUUGUAGUUCUUGCAUUUAGUUACAUCUAUCUUAGCCAUGAUAGUAGAGUAGAGUAAGGUGAUGGUGGAUGAACCUUCUGUUUUGACUUAAGACCCCGAUACUGGACUUACAUUAGUAAGCUUAAAUUCUGUUUUUUGUGUCCUAUAAAGAGAAGAAGACUAGAAAACUCGUAAUGUUGAUCGAACAGGUUGUUGGCUGCAGAGCAACCGGGUUUUUCAGGGACUUAUAUAUUGUGAAAUUUUGACUCUUGAGAAACGUUAUUGAAUUCUUUGUUUCUUCCCAAA